This is a messenger RNA of Purpureocillium lilacinum, 1317 nucleotides long. RefSeq lists its product as uncharacterized. Lineage: Eukaryota; Fungi; Ascomycota; Sordariomycetes; Hypocreales; Ophiocordycipitaceae. The record is from RefSeq and is a predicted model, not a curated record. Gene Ontology annotation, biological process: Mo-molybdopterin cofactor biosynthetic process. Gene Ontology annotation, molecular function: GTP 3',8'-cyclase activity; 4 iron, 4 sulfur cluster binding; metal ion binding.
AUGCAGGCCGCACCCCGAGCCAUGUUGGCGCUGCGCCCGGCGAGGCUCCGCCAUCCCAGGCCGUCCCCGUCGUGGGCUUUGACCACUGGACUUAGAUGCCUCGGGACUGCGUCGCAGGCUCGCAAUGCGGCCGCGUCCGAGGUGGCGACUCCAACGGCACCGACAGCCUCGUCGCGAAGGGAGCGCAUACGCAGUGCAAAACCCUUCUCCGAGUUCUUGACCGACACUUUCCAUCGCCAGCAUGACUAUCUGCGCAUAUCGGUAACAGAGCGAUGCAACCUUCGCUGCGUGUACUGCAUGCCCGAAGAGGGCGUUCCCCUGUCACCGAACAGGGAGCUGCUCACAACUCCCGAGAUUGUGAUGCUGUCGUCCCUUUUUGUCGGGCAAGGCGUGAGCAAGAUCCGCCUAACGGGCGGCGAACCCACCGUGCGUCGAGACAUCCUGCCCUUGAUGCAUCAGAUUGGAGCGUUGCGGCCCCAAGGGCUCCGAGAGUUGUGCAUCACCACGAACGGCAUCUCUCUCCACCGGAAGCUGGACAGCAUGGUGGAGGCCGGCCUGACCGGUGUCAACCUCAGUCUCGACACACUGGACCCAUGGCAGUUCCAGAUCAUGACCCGCAGGAAAGGAUUCGACGCGGUCCAGAAAAGCAUCGAAAGGAUCCUGGAACUCAACAAGCACGGCGCCGGCAUCAAGUUGAAGAUCAACUGCGUCGUCAUGCGCGGGGUCAAUGACCGCGAAGUCAUUCCUUUCGUCGAGAUGACGCGUGAAAAGGAUAUCGAGAUCCGCUUCAUCGAAUACAUGCCGUUCGACGGCAACAAGUGGAGCCAAGGCAAAAUGUUCAGCUAUACGGAAAUGUUGGAUCUGAUCCGGGCAGAGUACCCAGGACUCGAAAAGGUUCAGGAUCACAAGAACGACACGAGCAAGACGUGGCACAUACCUGGCUUCACGGGACGCAUCGGGUUCAUCACGAGCAUGACGCACAACUUUUGCGGAACCUGCAACAGACUCCGCAUCACAGGCGACGGAAACCUCAAGGUGUGCCUUUUCGGAAACGCAGAAGUGUCACUCCGAGACCUUCUGCGCAAGUCCAACAGCGGCGAGCCGAUCGACGAAGAGGCCUUCGAAGCCAUGAAGCAGAUCGAGAUGGAUCGUCGGCAAGGCUUGGUGGCAUCCGGCCAGCUGCUGGGAAUCGCGCCCAACGAAGCGGAGCUUCUCGAUGUCAUCGGCGCCGCGGUAAAGCGGAAGAAGGCGAAGCACGCGGGCCUGGGAGAGCUGGAGCACAUGAAGAAUCGGCCAAUGAUCUUGAUAGGUGGGUGA